GUUGCACCGGGAGAGAAAAACCGCUGCUGGAAGGUCGGAGGCGCGAUCGAGCCAGGCCGGAAGCGUCAGUCCGGCUGCAUCUCGACUAUGAGGCAGCUCUCAUGGAGAUACUGUAGGAGCUCACACAGCCAGUCACUCCAUUUGAGCAUUUACACUCUUUAAAUGGGCGUCGCACUCUUCCUUGCACCUCCACUUGCAGUGUUUUCUCCUCUUUUAAUUCAUUCUCAUGCAAGGAUUUAACAUGCCAAAAAGAUGAUCCGGAUCGACGCUCUUGGCUGCACAAGCCUGCAAACGACUGAUUGCAACACAUAGAUCCGAAAAGGAAAGGAUUAUUAUUAUUAUCAUCAUAUAUGGGCUGCAUUUAAUUUCCUCCCCCCCCCCGCCUCCACCCGGAUUUCGGAUUAUUCUUGGGAAUGGAAGGACGGGAUUUCGCAGCUCCGGCCCAUCUCCUGUCAGAGCGAGGCGCCCUGGUGCACAGAGCCACCUCUCGGAUCGCCCCCUCCGGCCACAGCUCCGUGCAGCACGCCGGUCACUUCCCGCCGGGGAAAUACUACCCCUCACACAUACCAAUGGCUCCACACUCAGGAAGUGGAUUGAUGGGAAAUUCCUCCGCCUCCUUCAUGGGGACCUUCCUGGCUAGUAGUCUGGGCUCUCCCCCUUCCCACCCGUCACAUCAUUCCCGGCCGCCCUCCUCACCUUCCUCACCCUCCUUCCGGGGUGGACCCCAUUCCAGCGCCUCGCAAAUCUGGUUCUCCCAUUCGCAUGAAGCUGCUGCAGGGUAUCCUCGAUUCUCAGGGAGUUUGGCCCACACUUUUCUUCCCAUGAGCCACUUGGAUCACCAUGCCAACAGCGGCGUUCUCUACGGCCAACACCGUUUCUAUGACACCCAAAAAGAGAACUUCUACAUUCGAGGUCUACCAUCACAGCCACCUCUCAUCUCAACCAAUCACAGUCUGCCGUCAAUGUCCAGGGCAGUUUCAGGACUCUCCCAGGGGCCUUGCAGCCGAGAAAGAGAUCCAGGUGGUGGAAUAAGUCUCCAUAAGAGCCUUAAAGAGGGAACUGUGGAGAGAGGAGUGGGUCCUGUCAAAGAAAAGGAGAGGUCUAGUAGCAAACAUGAGGCAAAGGAAAGACAGCAGCAGCAUCAGCAGCAGCAGCAGCAGCAACAGCAGCACCACAGCCACCAGUCUGCCCUGCCCACACAUCACCACCACCACCACCACUCCCACUCCCAUCAGCAGCACCCACACUAUCCACAGCACUCUCUGCCCCUGGAGGAGGUCAACAGCCGGGCUCUGGAAAGGCACAAGGCAUCCCUUCCUAUGGAAUACAGCAAGGAUUCACAAAUAAUGGGCAAGCCUUUAAGUGCUUGCUUGCACAAUGGCAAGAUGCAAAAUGGAGAGACAGGAAACGUGUCGGUGCCUAAGACAUCUAUGUCCAGCUGUGGAGGGGAGGGGACACCCUUGGGAACUAUUGGAGGUGGAGGGAGCAACCAUGGCAGACAUAUGGGCUCCAGUGGGAAUAGCCGCUGCACCAAAGAGGGGGUAAGUGGGGAGAUGCGGAUCAGUGAACAACCCUCGGACUGUCUAGAAAGGGGUCAGGCACCACUGCACCAUUCUCUGUCGUACUCUGUACCCCCACCCUUACAACUGGCUUCUACCGCAGGGGCACACCCCCAUCCACACCCGCACACUCACCCUCAUACACAUGCUCACCCAGGAGGCUUCCACUGCCUCCAGCUUCACCCAAGCCACCCGCACCAUCCACAUCCUUCCCACCACGCUCACCACCACCCGGACUUCUUCUGUCCCCCCCCUCCUGCCCCUCUCGGUAACCCUGCCUCACAUGACAGGGGGCCGGCAAAUACAGGACGUGAACCUAAAGUUACAGGGCCUACAUUUGUGCCAUCUGUAGCAGACACCGGGGACAAACACGGAGGGCCAUUCCAGCUUGGUAACCCUGACUGCCAGGUGCUAGGCAGUGGAGGUGGAAAUGUCAAGGACAAAGUUAUGGACAAAAAUGGUGGGGGUGGGGGACACCAUAGUAGUUGGCAUAGAAAACAACAGCAGCAGCAACAACAACAGCAACAGCAUCAAUACAGAAAAACAGAGAAGGCUCCAGACUGGAUGCAGUCACACCACCAACAUCUCCAAGCCUCCCAGCUUCCUCCACCGAUCCAACAACAACAACAACAACAACAACAACAACAACAACAACAACAGCCUCCACAACCGCAGAAGCAACAUCAGGUUGUACGAUCACGCAGUGCUGAGUGUGUAAACAGUACUGUGGACAUGGACGUGUUCAGAUCCUCGUUGCCCCUGGGACCCAAGACUGGACACUCUCUCCCACAUUCUGUCAACACCUCUCCUUACAGAGACUGUUCCCAUUCAGGGCCACCACCUAACUCUUCCCCGCUUGGAAACAAAAACAUGAGUCAGCAUAGUGGUCCUGGUGGUAGCUGCUCCUUGCAGAGAGAUGGACAAAAAGUUGCCAGGAUUCGCCACCAGCAGCAUGGGCGACCUGGCCCAGAUGCUGCUUCUCCGGGGGAGCUAAACCAAGGGGCAGUGCAGGAUAUGAAAAGAAAAAUGGACAUGUCCGCUUACGGUUACAACAACAACAGUGGGCAGCAGCAGCAACACCAGCAGCCCCCUGUGCCACAAUGGGCCAUGAGGGGUCACCACCACAUGCCACAAACUGAGGAGGAGCCAAGAAAGUCUUACAUGGAUUUAGGAAGCAGUAAUAUGCAACAUUCACAGCAGCAACAACAGCAGCAGAGAAUGAAUCAGCCUACUCAGCCUGCACCUCCAGUCAGUCAGCAGCAGCAGCAACCUGAGCCUCAAGGCCCAACUCGGGGGGAGAGCAGUGCCAUGAAAAGCUUACUUAAGUACAGCAACCAGCAACAGCCACAGCUCCUCUCUCAGAAAACCCCCUUUGGUGGCUUGGGGAACCUGAAAUCAGGUCCAGCUGGCGGAAGCUGCGCCCUACAGAUUAACAAGCAAACUCUACCGUCAAGAAAGGGUCCGGCCAAUGACAACGAGCGCCCUGAUUACAACGGGCGACAUCGCGAUGUCGGGGAAGCAGCCCACGGAGAAAGUGAGGUGAGGCAGCCGCCCGUUGGGAUUGCUGUGGCCGUGGCCAGACAAAGGGAACCUUCGUGUCGUUCAUCAGACGGUCAUCACAGCAGUCGACAUGGCAGGGUGCAUCCCACUGUAAAAGGACCACCCCACAAUGCCAUGUAUCCCUCAGAUGCGACUACUGAGCAGGAGAGAAAAAUGAUGAGCGGGGAGCAAAUAGGUCUGACUUGUUUGGACAGAGAGAGGGAUGCAUACAUCAGAGAUAAUAAGGAGAGGGUGGAGUUUUCAAGGAUUCAUCCCUCAAACAGCUGUCACGGGGACCUCACUUCACAUCUUAUGGUCCCAGGCGGGACUUCCCUCCAAUCUGGCCAAUUAGCAGACCCUGCUGCACAUUCUGCUCACCACCAUUGGAUGCCAAGAACUGGAAGCCCGUCCCUUUGGAUGACAGGACAUUCUUAUGCCGGUAUAGGUCAUACAGCCCUGCACCAGAACCUUCCUCCAGGUUUCUCUGCAGCAAUGCCAGGUCCUCUACAGCCAGUUCUGCCCCUGCCUCAGGAUCCGUCUGCCCAGUUGGUGGUUCUGCCCACUGAACCUCCAGCUCAUCCUGCAACCCAUCACCUUGAUGUGAUGGAACAGCCAGGGCUUUGGCCACCCGUGUAUGGAGCCCGGGGCCCAGCAUCCCACAUGCAGCAUCCCACUGUGUACUCCCGAUCCCAGUUUCUACGGCAACAGGAACUGUAUGCUCUCCAGCAGCAUCAACAGCUCCAGCAUCAGCACCAAAGCCACCCGUCACAGCAACCGCAAACACAACAUCAGCAGCAGCAGCAGCAGCAGCACAAAGCUGUGCAUGGCAUGGACAUGCAACACCAAGCCCCCCACAAUGCACAGAUGCAGAAGCGGGCAGAGGAACCUUCUGUUGACCUGGGGGAGCUCAUCCCAAAAUCAAGGGCGUCAAAACCUGCCAAGCCGUACUCUUACAACCCUCCCCAGAGAAACACCUCGCCCCCUGGUGCCUGCACGGCUCACUUGUCCCCCUGUUGCCAGUCACCUUCAAUGCGUCCACAUCCCAAAAGCACUCCAUCUACACCUUGCCCAGCUCCCAGCCCAGCUGUUACAGGCCCCCACUCUCCUAACAUGAGUCCAGCCCCAACCCAGGUGCCCAAAGGGUCUGACACCCAGGAUAAGAGAGGGGAGGGUCAGCCCCUGCAAGAUUAUCCAGAAUCUUUGGAACCUGACCUGCCUCCUGGAUACACCUAUUCUGCAAUCACACUUGGCUACAGGGGUGGACCGUCUCCUCAGGAUAUUCAGCUUGCAGAGCCAGCCGACCUGGAAGCCAUCCAAGCUGAGCCUUCCGAACAUGCCCCCCAGUCCCUCUCUGGCCUAGGGGAGGGGCUAGACUGCCAAGUGGUGGUUAGGCCUCUCUCUGAGCCACUUGCACCCAAGGAAGUGGAGCAGGAAGAUGAGGGGAGCAUUGUCAAACGAGUCCUGGACGAGAGGGAAGAGGUGGAGGCAUCAUUGGGGACAGCAGCCAGCUAUGUAUCACAAGAAAAAGAGUUGGCGGAGCAGGGGACUGCGGAGGAAGAGGUACUUGUUUGCCCCCCUGCUGACAGCCCAGUGUGCGAGGCUGCAUCCUGUCCAGCUCCCCUCGCUACAGAUGAGCCUGAAAGGGCAGAGGCUGUCAUCACUUUGGAAGAUGAAGAGGAUGAACCUGUUGGUGAGGAGAGCCAGGUAGAGCAUGUUCCAAAGGUCACCGUGUCAGCAGAUCAGGCCACCUUGGGUGAGCUUAACCCUGCCACUCCUGUGGUCCAUGAGGAGCAGUCCCCUGAAGUGGACAGCAAGAUGGCCGCUCAUGAUGCCUCGUUGGAUUUGGUGUCACAUGCAUCAGUGUCCGUCCAAAGUGAAUUGACUGUCGCUGAAUCGCAGAAACCUCUUGUGCCAUGCUACUGGAGCCUUGAGCUGCUCAUCGCUGCAGCUUUCUGCACGGAUGUACCCCCAUUUCCUUUGUUUCCUUUCAGCACCCCAUCAGUUAGCUCAUCACUGCCCAACCCCUGUCAGGGUAUGGAGCUUCUGAGUGAAGUGGCUGACCUGGAGUUACAACAGAAAAGGCACAACUGUGGGGAAAGCCAAGAGGAAGAAUCGCUGAUGUUUGACCUCCACAGCCUUGCAACGCUGGCUGCGGCCCGAUCGCUGGAGACAAGCUCACGGGAAGGCGGCGGUGUGUGUUCAGGUCGACAAUUCCCAGCGCGUAAGACCUUCAAUUUGCGUCGGAAAUGCAGCUGGACACCUCGAAAUGAACCGGUGUGCCAAGCGAAAGGUAGCAUGGAAACAAUGGAUGCUCCAGAGCUUGAGAUGCGUGUGAAGCUGGCCGAGCUUCAGCGUCAUUACAAGGAGAAGCAGAGGGAGUUGGCUAAGCUGCAGAGAAAACACGACCAUCAAAAAGAGGAAACGCCUCGUAGCCCGGCACGAAGAGGCCCAGGGCGGCCGAGGAAGAGGAAGCCCACUAUGCUCACUAUGAGCUCGGUGUCGUCCGAGGGCCAAAGAAAAGUCAAGAUGAUGGUGGCCGGGCAUUCUCUAGCGCCUGAGGAGCUGGGAGGGGGUGGAGAAAACCAGAAAAGGAAGAAGAGGCUGUCCAGUCGAGUCUUUGAGCAAGCCAGCGGGACACAGCAGAUUAAAGCGCAAGGUUGCAGAAAAGGUGAUCCUCAAAGCGCGCUGGGUUCCAAGCUGGCCACUGACGUGGCACAGCUCAAACAGAAGAGCCAGGCUAAAAAGAAUCUCUCAGGGACGCGCUACAGAGAAAAGGAGGUCUCACCCUGCAACUCAAAGCACGGACACAGAAACCAGGGCGCCAGGAAAACGGAGUUCAGGCGAGACUCCGGGGGACACAGCGACACAGCAGCCAGUGUGGACAGUGGCCCCCAGGAGAGCUGGGCAAAGAAAGGAGGAGAGGAUUCCACUCAUGAGAGUAAGAUGGGGCCAAGGGCUGUCCAUAGUCAGAGACAGGAGUCAUUGGGAGAGACUUCCAAUCCUGAGAGUGACUCCUCAGAACAAGGAGAAGAAGAGGAAGGCAGCAAUGAUAGUGAUGAAGGUCAAGACCCAAGAGCCCAACAUUGCAGAGAUGUGACUCCCAGCUGUACCAUGACAGGUCCGAGUCCUUCUUCCAUUGUAAAACUUGAGGCAAAUCAGAAAGCCAGGAACAAAAAACAGAGACAGGAGCUUUAUGGCUCCCAUAGUCUUCCUGGCGCAGAAGGCGAGGUCAAAGUAAGGAAGAAGAACCCCUGUAGGUCAGUUCUGGCCAAUGCAGGCAAAAGCCAGCACGAGGAUCAGAUCCGUGCAGAUCAAGCUAUUAGGAGAGCGUGCACAUCCAAAAUCAAGGAGCCUCGAUGGGGAAGCCACGGCAACAGAGGCAAUCGUUUCCGGCGUAGCAAGGGACUACCCAUCUUUCCAACAACGAGCGAGAGGUUAAAGAGGGCGACACGCAAAAGCACCAUGUUGAGAGGAGCCAUUAAGCAGCGAAAUGGCUGGGCGCCAUUUCCAAAGAGUGAGGAAGGCAGCAGAGGCAGAAGAGCCAAGGACCAACAGCCAAAGGGUCGAGCGGUUAGUCGACUGCUCGAGAGUUUUGCGGCUGAUGAGGGCUUUCAGAUGGAUGGUAGCAGCUUCUCCGAGGAAGAAGAGGAGGAGGAGGAGGCGAACGGUGAUUCAUGCACAAAGAGUCCUGAAGUUCCAAAUUGUGUCUUGACCAAAGAGCUGUUAACAGAUGGACUGAAGAUACUGGUCUCUAAGGAGGAUGAACUACUGUAUGCUGCCAGGCUGCACACAAUGGAGCUCCCAGAUAUUUUUAGCGUUACAAUUGACGGAGAAAGAGGAAACCGUGCAAAGAUCUAUUCAUUGGACCAACUACUACGGGAAGCUGUCCUGGAUGUACGCCCUGAGUCAGAGGCUAUGCUAAACGAUGGAACCAGGGUGUGUGCUUACUGGAGUGAACGCUCACGCUGCUUGUACCCAGGCUAUGUUCACAGAGGGACUUCCACUGAUGAGGCCAAGCCAGGAGUAAUGGUAGAGUUUGACGAUGGAGACAGAGGGAAGAUUUCUGUACCAAACAUCCGCCUCCUGCCGCCAGGAUAUCAAAUUCACUGCGAGGAGACAUCUCCUGCUGUGCCGGUAUCCAGUGGGACAACAGUCAAGAAAAGCCCCAGCUUCAAUCAUACCUCCAGUGACAAACUCAACACUCUCAGUGCCGUCAAAAACAACCAACCUUUAACUCUCCCAAAAAGAAGACCAGGGAGACCAAAGGGUUCUGGGAAAAAACAAAAACAACAGCAGCUGGCUGAAAGCUGCAAUAAAAAUUCUUCCCUUUUUGCGGCCUGGUCUUCAUUGACCAGCACCAGGAAGAGGACGUCCCACAAUCUAUUUCAGCUUAAUGGGACACCAAGAAAGGCCUUGAGAUUGAAGGAGGAUGACUCAUUUGCUUUGACUCAGGUCCAACCGCUUGUGUCCGCCCCAUCCAAAGGGCUUUUCAGCAGUAGCUCCUUUGAGGUGGACUCCUUUCGCAGUAUUGCAAAUGGCUACUCCUCCUUCUGUACCAAGUCCAUGGGGACAGGUCCAGAUUUAUCUGUUGCGCCUAAAAGUGGGCUUUAUGGACCAAGGCAUAGACCAGAUGAGCUGGCAAUGCCGAGGGGCAGGAAGUCCGGACAAGAGUUUCUGGUCAAGUUAGAUCAUGAAGGAGUAACAUCCCCAAAGACCAAGAACAGCAAAGCUCUGUUGCUGCGAGGUGGAUCUUCCAGUGUGAUUGCAAUGCCCAAGACGGAAGCGUACUCACAUCCGGUCCUUUUGGUUAAAGACAACAAAAAGGGCGGCAACUCAAAAGUAGAACUUCUCCUGAAAGGAACCACACCCCAAAAAAAGCCUUCGCCUUCGUUGCGUCUAGGCGAAUAUGGAGACUUGGGGUUCAGCUCGCACCGAGAGUGUCAUAGCUCCUACUCUGACAUGGAUGAGGAAGAGGAAGAAGAGGAGGAGAGGAAAAGGGCUGCACUCGCGUUAGCUUCAGGAGGACUACGGACUGCCGGCCAUUUCCUCUCCCAUCUCCCCGUGUCAUCCUCCUCUUCUGGUUCAUCUAGUUCCUCUUCAUCAGGCUCCAUCUCUAGCUCCAGCCUUUCUUCCUCUGACAAUGACUCCUCCUACAGCUCUGAGGAUGAGGAACGUUCUACACUGAUGCUACAGAGUUGCCUGUCGUCUCAGCGGGGGCUUCUUCAAUCCAGUGAAUCCUCCACUUCUUCAAGGCAUCAUUCGUUUGUGGCCAAAGCUUUGGCUGUUUCCAAUACCAAAGGAUCUGCUGACAGUCAUAUGUCCAACAGUAAAUCGCUGAAGAGGAAAGAGUGUUCGAUCUCUAAAUCAUCUAGAGAAUUUCUGAAAAAACCUAGGAUUCUCCCAGAGGACAACUCAUGUAUUCUGAGACCCAAGAUAUCCACAUUCCUUGCAGGACGCCAGAUGUGGAGGUGGUCUGGCAACCCUACACAGAGGCGAGGCCUAAAGGGGAAGGCCAAGAAGCUUUUCUACAAGGCCAUUGUGAGAGGAAAAGAAGCCAUGAAAGUAGGAGACUGUGCCGUGUUCCUCUCAGCAGGACGCCCAAACCUACCGUACAUUGGUAAAAUUGAGAACUUCUGGGAAUCCUGGACCUCGAGCAUGGUGGUCAAAGUCAAAUGGUUCUACCACCCUGAAGAGACAAAGCUGGGGAAGAGGCAUCGAGAUGGCAAGCAUGCCUUGUACCAGUCGUGUCACGAGGAUGAAAACGAUGUCCAGACAAUCUCUCAUAAGUGCCAGGUGGUGAGCCGGGAGGAGUAUGAGAGUCUGACUCGCAAUCAGAAGCCGAACAGUACCUCACCAGACCUGUACUACCUGGCUGGUACAUAUGACCCCACUUCUGGUCAGCUGGUCAGUACUGAAGGGGUUUCGAUCAUGUGCUGAACCUCUACUAUGAGGAAACUACUGAACAAUUUCUCCUUACUUUUUGGCUUACACACUGGAGACUAUUGGUGUCUAACCUUGCUGGAAGAGACGGAGAUUCCUAUACUGGUUUUUUCAAGACACGUGGCUGAACAUUGGGUCUUCUUGUGCAUCGCAGCCUUCACUAACUCGUGUUACAUUGGUUGUAUCACAUGAUUGACACAUACGACACUGCUUCUAUCAUCAAAACAGAGCUGAUAGUGCAUUGAAGAGGGCCACAAGCCACAAGGCUAAAUGGUCUCUGAGGACCAAUUUUCUAAAAGGUAGCCUAACCUGAACGAAGAAGUGACAAGCGAGACCCGGGCCUUCGUCAUUCCAGGGAAACGUGUAAAGUUGAUGUCUGUAAAGAUUUGAAAUUGUUCCAAAACCAAGCCAUACACUUCAGUACCUCUCACCUGUCUUCACUGUUCAGGUGUACAUUGUACAGAUGGAUUAUCGUAUUGUUGUCUGUUGUCUAUAUGUACAUAAAAGCUAUUUUAUACAGGAGUAUAUUGUAUAUAUAUGAGAUGUAUCUUUCCAUGUUUUGCGAUUGAUUUAUUUUUAUAUGUGUAUAGAUUGUUUUUUGUUGGUUUUCUUUCCUUUGCUUUGGGAAAUCAUGAUUGAAGAUGUUAGCAUUGCACUGCAAAUGCCCUGCUGAGACAGAAAGACAGACAGAGCACAGACAAAGAGAGAAGGAUUUAGUCUAUAACAGGGCAAGACUCGCUCUCUGAGAGAUAUGGAGUCAUCCUGUUAAAAAAAAAAAAAAAAGGUCAAGUGGCUUUUUCGUAUACGUUCUGUUACUUGGGAUUUUUUUUAUUUUAACCUAUCAUUUUUGUAUUAUUUAUGUACUUCUCAGUUGGUUUAUAAGGCAGAUCCCGGUGGACUGCAAUCACAUACAGUAUGAAAACUAAUUUAAGGCUGAUAAAAUGAAUAUACCCUAUUGACAUAUUUGUGCGUGAUGAGAGUCCUCGAUAAUGGUGCCCACGCAAAUCAAUUGAGAACAAGACCGGGUCUUUUAUUGAGGAUAUUUUGCACCCAUUGCGCCCGCAAAUGCAUAACUUAACGCAACCUAAAAACAUACCAAAGUGGCUUGAGUAACUUUAUUUGAAUUUAACAUAUGAAAAAGAACCUGUAUUGAAUUAGAAUCUGAAAUCACUGGUAACUUAUGGAAAUACUUCUCCACUAUGUGUAUUGGCUGUGCAUCGUGACAAUGGCUGCUUCUUGCACACGUUUUGUCUAGUGCAAAAAUAAGCAUCAAAAAGCCCACCAGAAUGAAACAUUGAGGUACUGACAAAGUAAGAGCAUUAAAAAUAUGUUGUCUAUUUCAGUUGCAUCAUCUAUUUUGUACAGUACAUGCACAUACUCAAUACUAACUGUGAAGGACAAUCAGAUUCACAAAGCAAUGGACUUUGGAGUUCGUUCAAUCUGAAAAUGAUUUACAUUUUAUUUAAUUUGUGCCAAGUACAUUUUUGUCUACUUUAGUCUUGUUUUAUAUGCAAUCCUGACUAUUUUGUGUUCACAAAAGGUUUAUUUUGUUUGCCAAUACACUCUUAUUUAUUUUUAUCUGUCAACGUUGCUGUUUGUUCAAAGCAAGGAGCGCUUUAUGAGAAUGUGACAUUGUUUUUAAUUGGUGUGAUGUCGCAUUUUGCAUUUCUUAAAUAAAAAAAAAAAGCGGUCUUAUAGAGACCAAACAGUGAAAA
Dunckerocampus dactyliophorus (ringed pipefish) is the source of this 10753-nucleotide messenger RNA. RefSeq names its product BAH and coiled-coil domain-containing protein 1. NCBI's taxonomy places the organism in Eukaryota, Metazoa, Chordata, Actinopteri, Syngnathiformes, Syngnathidae. The transcript is spliced from 29 exons. The record is from RefSeq and is a predicted model, not a curated record. Gene Ontology annotation, molecular function: chromatin binding. The coding region runs from base 414 to 9035 and encodes 2873 amino acids.